AUGUACCUCGACAAGGCGUUGUUUUCCUAUGACUUGGAUGAGGGAGUCUGGAUGAUGAUGCUUAAGCGACCCAAGGAGUCUGCUGCGGGGUCUGGACUCCUAGCUCCUUUCACUAAUUUAGUAUGGUAUUUCAUAUUAGUAGCUGUCUUAGCAUACGGUCCCUGCAUAACUUUGCUCACCAAGUUACGAUACAAGCUGAUGUCGGAUGACGAGAAACCAAUACCGGUGUAUCCUAGUUUUUGAACUCUUAUUUUUCAGCCUAGCACAGAUAUUAGCUACCUGAGCAAGAUGAUAACUACUGGCCGCGCUGAAUUUAAGUCUAUGGGGAACGACUAUGAAUAUUUACCUUUAGUGAAAUCCGGAGUAGUUCUAGUCAAAGAACAGACUGCUAUUGACGAUAUGAUGUACGCAGAUUAUCUGACUAAGGCCAGGGAAGGGGUCGAGGAAGCAGAUAGCUUGAUAUUCAUCGUACAAGCCGGCAUAAUAGACUUCCUGGAACGUCGCGAUCUUCCAUCGACAAAGAUCUGCCCUUUGAAUUUGCAGUCGAAGGAUCGUCAGCUACGGAACAGCGACCUGAUAAUGACGUACAUGAUCAUGAUUGUGGGCAUAUCGUCUGCUGUAGCCUUGUUUAUUGGGGAGGUGAUAACUAAGCGUUACGUCCGCGUAAAUGUUACUAAGAACAGCAAGCAUAAACAUAAGAAGGCCAGGUUUAAUAACAAUCCAAAGAUAUACUACGAUGACAGUCGACCUCCACCUUACGAAUCUAUCUUCGGAAAGAAUGGAAAAUUUAAAGUAACAGAAAACUCAAAGCCUAAAAUUAUAAACGGCAGAGAGUAUUUAGUCGUGAACGCAGCUAACGGAGAUACCAGGCUCAUUCCAGUAAGGACACCGUCCGCUUUCCUUUAUUACAUGGAUAAAUGA
Molecule: messenger RNA, 921 nt
Organism: Diatraea saccharalis (sugarcane borer)
Lineage: Eukaryota; Metazoa; Arthropoda; Insecta; Lepidoptera; Crambidae
Source: the annotation of a GenBank genome assembly